AUGUGGUCAACAGCUUGCGCAGUCGUAUUUGCCGGGCUGUUAGUAAGCGUGUAUAUUUUUACGCGGCGCAAAUCAAUUUCGGCCUUGCCAUUGCCACCUGGCCCUAAGCCAUUGCCGAUAAUUGGCAAUGCCCAUCAAGCUCCUAAGACGCACGGCUGGAGGACGUAUUGUGAAUGGAGCAAACAGUAUGGGCCGAUUGUUUAUGUCAAUAUCCUUGGCCAGUCUAUCAUCAUUUUGUCUACAAAUGAAGCAGCCCGUGACGUCUUGGCGGAGCGCGGAGCUGUUUGUUCAGACCGACCUCGCCUUUUUUUGGCGACGGAGCUGGCCUUGAAAGGGUUCAAUCUCCUUAUGAUGAAUUACACCAAGCAAUUUCGACAACAUCAGAGGCUACACGCCUCAGUGCUGAGCGCGACUCAGGCAGCUGCAUAUCAUCCCAUCCACACUUUGGAGUCGCAUCAAUUGAUGUACGACCUGCUGAGCAGUGCAGGUAGUGCGGGCAGGGUUGGUAUUGAUGUUCGAGGCCUUUUUCACCGCACAACUGCCAGCGUCAUUUUCACACUGCUGCAUGGCUUUCGUAUUAAAGACCAAAAUGACCCGAUGGUUCGAGCUAUUGUUGAGGCCAAUAAUGAGUUCUCAGAGUUCAUACAGGUUGGCGCGCAUAUUGUUGACCAGUUCCCUGUUCUUAACAAUCUACCCGGGUUCUUAGCCCCUUGGCAAGCAAAAGCAGAGAAUCACUAUAAGACCAAAUACAACAUUCGCAACAAAAACCUUCAGCGUGGUCUGGAUUCAAAUUCGUGGAAUAUAUCAAAGCAGCUCAGGAAGAGUCUCGAAAAGGAUAGCUUUUCGAUGUCUAUGUAUGAGCUGGCGUUCGACCUUGGCACUUUGAUUGACGCUGGCCUAGAUGGAACUACAGAUAGUUUGUUCUGGUUUGUGGUAGCGUGUAUCACUCAAGAUCGGGGUUUCACAGCCACUGCACGCGAAGAGCUGGACGCUGUUGUGGGGCGCGGUCGAUUCCCAGUUCCAGAUGAUAAGCCCAACUUACCGUAUAUCACUGCUAUCGUGGAGGAGGUAUUUCGUUGGCGACCCGUUGUCCCAGAGGGAGUCCCUCACUUAAACAAGGAAGAAAUAUCUUACAACGGAUAUACUAUUCCCAAGGGAUCUAUCAUCAUGGCCAAUGCAUGGGCAAUUUCUCGGGAAGAGGCUUUGUUUGGCCCAGAUACUGAUAAUUUCAUACCAAAUCGCUGGCUCAAGGAGGACGGUAAAACACUCAAAGAUAUACCGUCUUCCGGCUUCGGUUAUGGAAGGCGGAUAUGUCCUGGACGGCAUUUUGCCCGUGAUAUCAUCUGGGUCGUCGUCGCGCAACUACUAUGGUCAUUCGACAUCAAGGCUGGCUUGUCUGAGACAGGCAAGCCCGUCCCAAUUGAUCCUCUUGCGUGUACCUACGGCUUUGUCAUGCGGGCUUUACCUUUCAAGGCUUCAUUUCACCCUCGUGGCUCUUGGGUGCAUGGAGUGAUUACCAGAGAUGGUGAUACUUACAGUAAAGAUCAUGCGGCUAUACUAGACCAAAUUGGAGCAAAGUUUGCUAAGCAUUAG
This is a messenger RNA of Botrytis deweyae, 1593 nucleotides long. RefSeq lists its product as uncharacterized. The transcript has 2 exons. The coding region runs from base 1 to 1593 and encodes 530 amino acids. Gene Ontology annotation, molecular function: heme binding; monooxygenase activity; oxidoreductase activity, acting on paired donors, with incorporation or reduction of molecular oxygen. The record is from RefSeq and is a predicted model, not a curated record. Lineage: Eukaryota; Fungi; Ascomycota; Leotiomycetes; Helotiales; Sclerotiniaceae.